AUGUUGGGUCGUGCAACUAGAGCAGUGGAGAUGACGCGAGGUGGCCGAGAGGGAAAUAAUGCGUUUUUGAACUUUGAGUCGCAGACUGAGUGGGAGUCAGGAAAAGAUCUCGUAAUGAAUGAAAUGAGUUAUAAAGAUUUAGUCAAGGUGUCUAAGGAACCAAAUAUCUCAUCUGCCGUCAAUCUUAAUGUGAACUUCAUGGACGGCAUGGUGGUCGUAGCCGCAAGGAUGGGUUCGCUGGAUGUGGCCAGUGCUUUUGCUGAAGGACCCGCAAGUUCAAAUGGCCACGAAAGAUCAAAAAAGCUGGCGCUUGGAUGUUUUAGUUCAAUCCUUCAAGUCAUAGCUCGUUCUCUUGGGAACCUCGAAAUCGCUGAAAUCCUAAUCGCCCAUGGUGCUCUCAUCAUGGCAAAAGAUCACAAGAAACGUACAGCUUUAUCGCAUGCUAUCAUUAACGGACAAGAACAUUGCGCGGCUAUGUUACUGGCAAAAGGAGCUGACUUUCUCAAGGGUGAUUCUUCCAACAACACACCUGCACACUAUGCUGCUGCUUACGGUUGGCUAGAAUGUCUAAAGCUUCUGACUAGUGUUGAUCCGAGCUGCCUCAAGCAAGAUAAUGAUUGGAAGCUAACACCACUAUCCAUUGCUUACCUUAAAGGCCAUUAUGGAAUUGUGCAAUGGCUUCUGGACGAGAUGUCCGAAUAUGUGGUUAUUAAUGGGAAGGAUAUGGAAGGUGUGACGCUGUUGUCAUCAUUACUGCGUUAUACUGACGAAGAUGCGCAAAGCGAACUUCUUGAGCAGAUGCAAUACUUACUGUCCAGGUAG
Cylicocyclus nassatus is the source of this 822-nucleotide messenger RNA. NCBI's taxonomy places the organism in Eukaryota, Metazoa, Nematoda, Chromadorea, Rhabditida, Strongylidae. The record is from the annotation of a GenBank genome assembly.